CGGGCCCGCGGACGGUGUCCCGGCCCUUGCAGCGCGGGGCGGGUGGUGGACGCAGGUGGACGCGUCCGGCUCCUCCCGGUGCGGACUUGGGUUGCGCCUUGACAAGCAGUGGACUCACUGGUGACAGUGUCGGUGACUCGUCCUAGUGGCAUGUUCCUGCAGUGCAAGAGCGGCUUGUAAAUUUGCUUCAGCGAACCUUUUGAUGCCUGACAUUCCCAUACGGAUUAUACUCCAAAUCUUGUUUAGAAAAUGGGUCCUACAGGACGCCUUGUUACCAUCAAAAGGAGCGGGGUCGACGGCCCCCACUUCCCGUUGAGCCUCAGCACAUGCUUGUUUGGAAGGGGCAUCGAAUGUGACAUCCGUAUUCAGCUUCCUGUAGUGUCAAAACAGCACUGCAAAAUUGAAAUCAAUGAGCAAGCAGCAAUAUUGUUUAAUUUCAGUUCCACAAGUCCUACACAAGUAAAUGGAUCUGCUAUUGAUGAACCCAUACGACUAAAACAUGGCGAUGUGAUAACCAUUGUUGAUCGAUCUUUCAGGUAUGAAAAUGAAAGUCAUCAGAAUGGAAGCGAGUCCACUGAAUUUACAGGACAAAGAUGUGAACAGGGAUCUCUGCGUCGCGUCUCAAGAUCGAGCCUCUCUUCUGAGCCUGAUGGGAAAGUUCAAGAUUCCAAUGCCCGUUCAAAACUCACUGAAGAAAAUGUUUCAGGAAGGUCUCUGGUACCCGUGAAGAAUGUCAAAACACCUGGUACUGUCUCAGAUGAUUCAGAAGAUCAUGUUGCCAGGAAAACACCUAAUGUUACUCAUUCCUCAGAACUUCCUGGAGAUAAUUGCAGAAAUGUAAUGGAUCCCACUCCUGGGGAUUUUAAAGAAGAUUCCAGUGUAACAUUAGUGAGCUAUAAUGGAGAAUUGAAGUCUUUUCCUUCUACACAGUGUCUUAGGAAUAGUGAAAAAAACGAAUCUCCCUUUAGGAAGCUUUAUGAGUCAAUGAAGGAAGAGUUAGAUGUGAAAUCAGAAAAAGAAAAUAUUCUGUGGAAUCGUAGAAAAUCCAGAUCACAGAGUCAUUGCUCAUCAGAAAACGAAAGUGCUGCUGGUUUACAGGGCGGGUCACAGCUACUGGUCUCACUUAAAUCCAGGCGGAAAUCGGGUCAAAGCACCCAAAUUAAGGCAGACCCUGCUUCAGGAGAACAAGGAAGUAGCCAGACUGAGGAAAAGAGAACUGAUGAAGAGCCUGCUCAGAAUCCCAAGGUGACAAUGAGUCCCAGCAUUCUCCGCACGCAGACAGCGGAAACAAAGACCCUCGUACAACAGUCACAGCGAAGCUCCUCACAGAAACGUCAGAGUGAAGCCCUCAGUGAUAUCCAGGGAAGUGAUCCUGUGAAUCUGCGUCUAAGUGAAGGCUUCAGGGUAGACAAUAAAACCCUUACUCCUAGGAAGUCCUUAACUAGAAAUCAGACACCCACUAAAGUUGAAAAUGCUGGUAAUUUGGGAAAUACUCCAGAAAAACUCUUUUCCAAAAAGAGGAGGAGUAUGCCUACAAAUGUUGACGUUCUUACUACAGAAACAGAAAUUCAAAAUCAAACUAUUUUAGCUCCACUGCUCGUUCAAGUUGAAAGGAAGAUUCAAAACGAUGCCCUCAACAAGCCUGAGAAAUUGGACAGCACAGCUGGACAGAUGUGCUCUGGGUCACCUGAUCUUAGUUCAGUUGAUGUCAGCAACUUUGGUGAUUCCACCAAUAAGAUUGAGGGAAUGUCCUUGAAAAGAAGGCGAGUGUCCUUUGGUGGUCAUCUGAGACCUGAAUUAUUUGACGAAAACUUGCCUCCUAAUACACCUCUCAAAAGAGGAGAAACACCAAUGAAAAGAAGGUCUCUUGUCACUCACACUCCAACUGUCCUGAAGAAAAUCAUCAAGGAACAGUCUCAACCAUCAAGAAAAGAAGAUUCUCCUUCAGAAACCCAUUUGGAAGUGACUGCACAAAACGUGUUUAUGAGCUCUCCUGCUCAGAAUCCUACAAAAACUCCACUUGCAAAUGAUCAGCGCCGUCGGUCAUCCAAGGCAUCUUCUGUCUCCAGUGACAGCAAAUCUCCUCACCAGACAGAUACUCCUAAGAAAGGAGGGAGAAGGAGCGGCAAUUUGCCUUCAAAGAGAACAUCCAUAGAUCGAAGCCAACAUGAACUCUUACAGAUGAUUUAUUCCAAAAGAAGGAGCGGUGCUUCUGAAGCCAAUUUAAUUGUGGCAAAAUCGUGGGCAGACGUGGUAAAACUUGGUGCUAAACAAACACAAACUAAAGUCGUUAAACAUGGCCCUCAAAGGCAGCUGAACAAAAGACAAAGAAGGAUUAAUACUCCAAAGAAGCCUACUGGCAGUGUUCACAAUCAAUUUAGUACAGGCCACGCGAACUCUCCCUGUACCAUAGUAAUAGGGAAAGCUCACAUCGAAAAAGUAAACAUGCCUGCUCGGCCCUACAGAAUGCUGAACAACUUUGUAUUCAACAAAAAAAUGGACUUUAAUGAAGAUCUUUCAGGACUAACUGAAAUGUUCAAGACUCCAGCGAAAGAGAAGCCACAAAUGAUGAGAAUAUGUCCCAUCACUUUUUCAGAUUCAGAGGAUUUGCUUGGAAAAAAGUUUCAAGUACCUAAUUCGGAAGAAAAACCUCUGCUAUGCACUUCGGAAAAUUUUGGAGAGAGUGUGUUCCCCAGUGCUCAGAAAGCAGCAAAAGAGCCGUCGGAUAAAAGUUCUGCAAGCCCUGCCUUAAAACAACAGGAUAGGAGAAUAAAUGAAGAUAUCGUGAAAACUCCCAGGAACAUCUACAAAAUGACAAGUGCUGAGAUGAAUACUCCAGUGUCUGAGGCAGAGCCUCCAAAGGUAGCAGCAAGUACAAACAAGUCUAGAAGGUCUGUGGAGCUCAGAAAUAAACAGACGCCAGGCGCAGAGGAUGAGAAUGAAGAAAGGAAAACCGACACCAUGGAGAACAUCUUGGGAAGACGUCUGAGGAAAACACCACUACGAGAACAGAAGCUAAAGGGAGAGAUGAAGGAAAGUGAGAGAUCUUUUGAGAUAUGUAAGAAUAUCAUCGAAUCAAAAGAAAACUCUGAAAAGAUCAUGGCUGUGAGGAGAUCAAGAAGAUCUUCAGAGCUGAAAUGGGAACCAACAGCAGACCUGACUGCCCUCAAGAGAUGGCAAGGGACAGAACCAAAGGAAGACCUGGCAGACAUCCCAAGUCUCCUCCAAACCCCAGACUAUGUGGCGAAACCGGUGGAUACAGAGAACAAAACCACAAAACUGCACUGUAAAUCUCCAAAACCAGAACCGGUCAACAUGCCAACAAGGACUAAUGUACAGCUCAAGACACCUCCCCAGAAAGUGGAUGUAGAAGAGCUCUUAGUACUCAAGAAGCCCACACAAAAACCAGGAGAAACCACACACACACACAGAGAACCAGUAGAUGAUGAAAAAAGCAUCAAAUUGUUUAAGGAAACUGUAAGGCGGGAACUGGACUCUGCAGAAAAUGUAACUGGAAGUAAGGGCCAGCCAAGAACACCUAAGGAAAAGACUCAACCUCUAGAAGACCUGGCUGGCUUCAGAGAGCUCUUCCAAACACCAGAUCACGCCAAGGAACCAAUGACUGAUGACAAAACUGCUACAAUACUCUCCCAGUCUCCACAACCAGAACCAGCCAUCAUGUCAACCAGCAAGACCAGACGGCUCAAGACACCUCUGCGGAAAGUGAACGUAGAGGAUGAGCUCUCGGCACUCAGGAAGCCCACACGAACACCAGGGGAAAUCAUGCUCUCACACCAAGAACUAGUAGGUGGUGACAAAGACAUUGCAGUGUCUCAGGAAGCUCCAGAACAGAAACUGGACCCUGCAGACAAUGUAACUGGAAGCAAAAGGCGGACGAGAACACCCAAGAAAAAGCUCCAUUCCCUCGAAGACCUGGUUGGCUUCAAAGAGCUCUUCCAAACGCCAGAUUACACCAAGGAACCAAUGACUGAUGACAGAACCACAGAACCAGUCAACACACCAACAAGUAGAAAGAGAGGGCUCGAGACACCUCUGCAGAAAGUAGACAUAAAAAAUGAGCUCUCAGCACUCAGGAAGCCCACACAAACACCAAGAGAAACCAUGCUCUCACACAAAGAACUAGUAGGUGGUGACAAAGACAUUGCAGUGUCUCAGGAAGCUCCAGAACAGAAACUGGACCCUGCAGACAAUGUAACUGGAAGCAAGAGGUGGACGAGAACACCCAAGAAAAAGAUCCAUUCUCUCGAAGACCUGGUUGGCUUCAAAGAGCUCUUCCAAACGCCAGAUCACACCAAGGAACCAAUGACUGAUGACACAACCAUCCAAAUAUCCUGCAGAUCUCCACAAGCAGAACCAGUCAACACACCAACAAGUAGAAAGAGAGGGCUCAAGACACCUCAACGGAAAGUAGACUUAGAGAAUGAGCUCUCAGCACUCAGGAAGCCCACACAAACACCAGGGGAAAACACGUUCUCACACAAAGAACCAGUAGGUGGUGACAAAGACAUUGCAGUGUCUCAGGAAGCUCCAGAACAGAAACUGGACCCUGCAGACAAUGUAACUCGAAGCAAGAGGCAGACAAGAACACCCAAGAAAAAGCUCCAUUCCCUCGAAGACCUGGUUGGCUUCAAAGAGCUCUUCCAAACACCAGAUCACGCCAAUGAACCAAUGACUGAUGACACAACCACCCAAAUAUCCUGCAGAUCUCCACAAGCAGAACCAGUCAACACACCAACCAGUAGAAAGAGAGGGCUCAAGACACCUCCACAGAGAGUGGAUGUAGAGGAAGAGCUCUCUGUACCCACCCAAACACCAGAAAAAACCAUGCUCUCACACAAAGAACCAGUAGGUGGUGACAAAGACAUUGCAAUUUCUGAGGAAGCUCCAAAACAGAAACUAGACCCUGUAGACAAUGUAACUGCAGGUAACAGACGGACAAGAACACCCAAGGAAAAGACUCAACCUCUAGAAGACCUGGCUGGUUUCAGAGAGCUCUUCCAAACACCAGAUCAUGCCAAGGAACCAAUGACUGAUGACAAAACUGCUACAAUACUGUCCCAGUCUCCACAACCAGAACUAGUCAUCAUGUCAACCAGCAAAACCAGACGGCUCAAGACACUUCUGCAGAAAGUCGAUGUAGAGGAUGAGCUCUCUGCACUCAGGAAGCCCACACAAACACUAGGGGAAAACACGUUCUCACACAAAGAACAAGUAGGUGGUGACAAACACAUUGCAGUGUCUCAGGAAGCUCCAGAACAGAAACUAGACCCUGCAGACAAUGUAACUCGAAGCAAGAGGCAGACAAGAACACCCAAGAAAAAGCUCCAUUCCCUUGAAGACCUGGUUGGCUUCAAAGAGCUCUUCCAAACACCAGAUCACGCCAACGAACCAAUGACUGAUGACACAACCACCCAAAUAUCCUGCAGAUCUCCACAAGCAGAACCAGUCAACACACCAACCAGUAGAAAGAGAGGGCUCAAGACAUCUCCACAGAGAGUGGAUGUAGAGGAAGAGCUCUCUGUACCCACCCAAACACCAGAAAAAACCGUGCUCUCACACAAAGAACCAGUAGGUGGUGACAGAAGCGUUGCAGUGUCUCAGGAAGCUCCAGAACAGAAACUGGACCCUGCCGAAAAUGUAACUGGAAGCAAGAGGCAGACGAGAACACCCAAGAAAAAGCUCCAUUCCCUCGAAGACCUGGUUGGCUUCAAAGAGCUCUUCCAAACGCCACAUUAUGCCAAGGAACCAAUGACUGAUGACAGAACCACCCAAAUAUCCUGCAAAUCUCCACAAGCAGAACCAGUCAACACACCAACAAGUAGAAAGAGAGGGCUCAAGACACCUCUGCAGAAAAUGGAUGUAGAGGAUGAGCUCUCAGCAAUCAAGAAGCCCACACAAACACCAGAAGAAACCACACUCGCACACAAAGAACUGGUAGGUUCUUUGGUAGGUGGUGACAGAAACAUUGCAGUGUCUCAGGAAGGUCCAGAACAGACACUUGACCCUGCAGACAAUGUAGCUGGAAGCAAGAGGCGGAUGAGAACACCCAAGAAAAAGAUCCAUUCCCUUGAAGACCUGGUUGGCUUCAAAGAGCUCUUCCAAACACCAGAUCAUGCCAAGGAACCAAUGACUGAUGACAAAACCACCCAAAUAUCCUGCAGAUCUCCACAAGCAGAGCCAGUCAACACACGAGCAAGUAGAUGGAGAUGGCUCAAGACACCUCCCCAUAAAGUAGACAUAGAGGAUGAGCUCUCAGCACGCAGGAAGCCCACACAAACACCAAAUGAAACUGUGCACACACAGAGAGAACCAGUGGAUGGUGAUAAAGACAUCAAAUUGUUUAAGGAGACUUCAGAGCAGAAACUAGACUCAAAAGAAAACGUAACCAGAAGCAAAAGGCAACCAAGAAGACCUAAGGAAAAGGCCCAACCCCUAGAAGACCUGGAUGGCCUCAAAAUGCUCUUCCAAACACCAGAUCGCAUCAAAGAACCGAUGACUGAUGACAAAACCACCAAAAUAUCCUGCAAAUCUCCACAAGCAGAACCAGCCAACACACCAACAAGUAGCAAGAGACUGCUUAGGGCACCUCCCUGGAAGGUGGAGGAGCGGGAAGGUCUAUCAGCAGGCAAGAAGCCCACGCAAACCCUGGGGGAAAUGGCGUGUUCACACGGAGAACCAGUAGACAGUGACAAAGACAUCAAAGCGUUUAAGCACACUGCAAGGCAGGAACUGGAUCCUGCAGAAAAUGUAACUGGAAAUAAGAGGCAGCUAAGAAUCCCGAAGGAAAAGUCCCAGCCCCUUGAAGACGUGGUUGGCUUCAAAGAGCUCUUCCAAUCACCAGUUCAGGCCAAGGAACCAACGGCUAUUACCAAAACCACAAAAAUGCCCUGCAAAUCUCCACAACCAGAACCAGUUGUCACACCAACCAACAUGAGACAGCUUAAGACAUCUCUGGGGAAAGUAGGCGUAGAAGAUGUGCUCUCAACACGCAGGAAGCCCACACGAACGCUGGGCAAAGCUGUGCACGCACACAGAGAACCAGUGGAUGAUAAAGACAUCAAACUAUUUAAGGAAGCUCCCAAGCAGAAACUGGACUCAGAAGAAAAUGUAACUGGAAGCAAGAGGCGGCCAAGAAGACUUAAGGAAAAGGCCCAACCCCUAGAAGACCUGGAUGGCCUCAAAAUGCUCUUCCGAACACCAGAUCACAGUGAGGAACCAACGACUGAUGAGAAAACCUCCAAAAUACCCUGUAAAGCUCCACAAACGGAACCAGUCAAAACACCAGCAAAUAGAAAGAGACUGCUUAGGGCACUUCCCCGGAAAAAGGAAGAGCAGGAAGACCUGUCAGCACACAGGAAGCCUACACGAACUCUGAGGGAAAGGAUACACUCACGCAGAGAACCAGUCAGUGGUGAUAAAGACAUCACAGUGUUUAAGGGAACUGCAAGGCAGGCACAAGACCCUGCAGCAAAUGUAACUGGAAACAAGAGGCAGCCAAGAACUAAGGAAAAGGCUCAGCUCCUUGAAGACCCGGCUGGCCUCAAAGAGCUCUUCCAAACACCAGCUCACACACACGAACCAAUGACUGAUGAGAAAACCACAAAAAUGCCCUGCAAAUCUUCCCAAGUGGAACCAGUCAACACGAACAUGCCAACGGGUACAAAGAGACAGCUCAGGGUACCUCCCCGGAAAGUGGACAUAGAAGAUGAGCGCUCAGCGUGCAGGAAGCCCACAGAAACACCGGGGGAAACCACACACACACAUGGAGAACCAGUAGUGGAUGAUAAAGACAUCAAGUUGUUUAAGGAAACUCCAAAGCAGGAACUGGACCCUGAAGAAAAUGUAACUAGAAGCAAGAAGCAGCCAAGAAUCUGUAAGAAAAAGGCCCGACCUCUAGAAGACCUGGAUGGCCUCAAAGAGCUCAUCCAAACGCCAGAUCACACGGACGAUCCAGUGACUGAUGAGAAAACCACUAAAAUGCCCUGCGAAUCUCCAUGCGUAGAACCCGUCACCGAGCCACCAAGCAAGAAAAGACGGCUCAGGGCACCGCCCCAGAAGGUGGAUGAGCAGGAAGAUCUGUCAGCACCCAGGAAGCCCACACAAACCCUGGGGAAAACGAUGCGCUCACGCAGAGAACCAGUCGGUGAUGAUAAAGACAUCACAGUGUUUAAGGAAACUGCAAAGGAGGAACUGGACCCUGCGGCAAAUGUAACUGGAAACAGGAGGUGGCCAAGAAGAACUAAGGAAAAGGCCCAGCCCCUCGAAGACCUGACCAGGUAUAAAGAGCCCCUCCAGACGCCAGCUCACGCCAAGGAACUAGGAAGUGAAGCUGAGAGCGUUAAGAUGACUCCAACACAAACAGCAGACAAAAGAAAACCUGUGAAAAUAUCCAGAAGAGUCCUUAGGGCCCCUAAAAUAGAACCCACGGAUGACCUGGCGGGCACCAGGGACCCUGUGCAAUCACAAGGGGAAAGCAGUGUUUCCCCGUCCCCCAAGAGGAAACGUGGAAAAGAUGGACGCAUCACGGGAACGAAGAGGCUGCGCUCUGUGCCUCCUCCACCAGACACAGCGGAAGAGAAGCCGCUCCAGAAGAAACAGAGGAUGGCUCCCAGAGAGACAUGCGAACCACCUGAACCCACUGUGACAGAGAAGAAAAGUCGGAGAAUGUUGGCAAAAAGGAUCGAACCAGUGAAAGGGCUGCCCAGCAACAACGGGAAAACUGAAAAAAGGGGCCAAACAGUAGAAGAUGCAGCUGCUCCAAAUAAGGGAAUGUCCUUGCGUUCCAGACGCCCAAAUAAAACCAAUGUAGAGGAGCAAAAAUCUGAAUUUCCUGUAUCGGCAGAAAAGAUUAAAACAAAGAGGAAUGAAAAGAAGCCCAUGAAUACCUCCCAAGAGAUGAAGCUACAAAACUCGGAAGAUGGAGCUGAGAAUUCCACAUCUGGGGGCCAAGUCCCUGGAAGUAGAACAGGUUUGAGAUCUGGAAGACGGAAUAAGAUGCCCUUGCCUAAUGUAGCAGAGGAGAAAGCAAGGAAGAAAAGUGUGGAAAUCUCUGUGAAGAGUCAGAAGGAGAGCAAAGUAACAGAACAUUCAGACUCCAAGAGUUUGAGAUCAAGAAAGAUUACAGUUCCUUCUAAAGGAAACAUUUCAGAGGGUGAAUCCGAGCAGAGAGUAACUCGGGGUGCCAAGAAGCGUGCUGAAACUACGACAAAGGCAGGUCAAUGACAAUGUGUGCAUCAAGAAAAUAAGGACCAGGAGUCAUCGGGACAAUGAAGAUAUUUAGCUAAAAAGUUUCAAAGGGAAAAAAAAAGUAAUACAUGUAAUUUAGUGAUAAGUUCUAGUACAAUAUUUGCUGUAAAUUUAAAAGUGAAGUCUGUAAAUAAUGCUAUCUGGCUGUUUAAGGAAAGAAAGCUUAGAAAUUUCUGGUUUUGAAUUGUCUGUUCAAAAACUCCACAUGGAGGUUAUGAAGCAGACAGCUGGGUCUCAUAAAAUGGUAAAAAUUUAAAAGUUGGGGGUGGCGGGUGGGGGUGGGGAGUGGGAGAUGGGCCAAGGUAUGCCCUUCAACUUUGCAACUGAAGCCCUGAAGUUUAUCACCCCCACAGCUGGUCCCCAUUAGCUGUGGGCUCUAGCACUUGCAUUGUACAUGCUUCUGUGUUUGUCUGUGUCCUCCACCAGAAUGUGAAAGGCAGGGGCUUCUAUCCUUGUAUCCCCCUACAUGGGGCAGGCACUCAGGAAACAUUAGAGAAUGGAUAGAUGAGUAAAUAAAUGAAACUUACAAGAUCUGUCUUUACAGUGGGGGAGACAUUUGGUUCAUAUGCUAGGGCUGUUGAUCAUCAACACAGGACAGUCCAAUCUUUGGUGUUUUUAUCCCUUAAGGGAAUGACAUUGUGGAUUGGAGUAUGGUUUGUGAGCCCAUCUUCAGCGUAAAGCCGUUACUUUAUCUAAGGAAUGACUGGUGGCUUGCCUUUUACCCUUUAAGGAUAUUUGUCUAAGCCAAGACUGCUUUCCUCUGAGAAGCCGUCCACACACUAAAUCUUAGGGCCGUCGGCCAGGGCACCCCUCGAUUCCAAACUGUAAUGCCCCUCUUAGCUUCUGUGCUUUCGGGUCAUUUACAGUUUCUGGGCUUUCUACUGGAUCUGCUCCCACCUGUGCCUUUUCUGACCACAACUGUUGGCCUGACUUAGUCACUCCCAUGCCACCUUGUGCAGGAAACAACACAAACUCUCCCCUAAAAGAAUAAACAUUUCUGACAGCAGCAGAGCACGAAGCUCCUUCACUCACAAUUCCCGAAUUGUUUAUCUCUGAGCAUGCUACAUCUUAUUUUAAGCCCGGACUUCUUUCUUUGGUUUCAGACGCAUACAUUGAACUGCUGGACAUCUGCAUUUUGAUGUUCCACUUUAUCCUCCUCUUCCUCUUUCUGUGUUCCCUAAAUUGGAAAAUAGCACACCUUCCCUCCAGUCACCUGUCUGGAGUCCUCCCCAUUCACCUGCCUUGCCAGUUUGAGCUGAGGAUGGAAGACAAGAGAGGGUAGCUGUCCCCUAGAGUGUGAACCGUAAUGACCAUACCCCGUCUGUCCACUCUGUUAUCCCCUAAAGUCUGGUGUGGAGCCAGGUUUACAUAAAAAUAAAUGUUUGCUGAAUGAA
Molecule: messenger RNA, 10661 nt
Organism: Diceros bicornis minor
Lineage: Eukaryota; Metazoa; Chordata; Mammalia; Perissodactyla; Rhinocerotidae
Gene: MKI67
Product: marker of proliferation Ki-67
Exons: 15
Coding region: 250-9243 (2997 amino acids)
Biological process (GO): regulation of chromosome segregation; regulation of mitotic nuclear division
Cellular component (GO): nucleus; chromosome
Molecular function (GO): protein binding
Source: RefSeq, a predicted model, not a curated record